Messenger RNA from Diaporthe batatas, 1341 nucleotides. RefSeq lists its product as uncharacterized. Gene Ontology annotation, molecular function: transmembrane transporter activity. Gene Ontology annotation, biological process: transmembrane transport. The transcript has 3 exons. Bases 1 to 1341 code for a protein of 446 amino acids. Lineage: Eukaryota; Fungi; Ascomycota; Sordariomycetes; Diaporthales; Diaporthaceae. Gene Ontology annotation, cellular component: fungal-type vacuole membrane. The record is from RefSeq and is a predicted model, not a curated record.
AUGAGCAUAGAAUUGUCAAAAGCAGCCCAUGAAGGCGGGACUGAUACCAAUCUCACUGAUUCUGGCCAGAGCGGCAAUGUCAUCACGGAGAAAGGCGGCCCAACUGCCGCCCGGUCCGACCCUGGGAGUCAAGAUGUUGCUCCUCCGGAAGAAGGUUUCUUUGCGUGGCUGCAAGUCGUGGGUGCCUUUGCACUCAAUCUCAACACAUGGGGCUUGAUGAACGCAUACGGAGCCUUCCAGACAUUCUACCAGCUCGACCUCCUCAGCUCCUACUCGUCGUCCACCAUCGCGUGGAUCGGCUCAACCCAGGCCUUCCUGCUGUUUCUCGUCUCCGUCAUCGCCGGCCCGGUAUUCGACGCGGGCCACCUCGGCUCCCUGCUCGGCGUGGGCCUGGUGCUCGUGGUCCUGGGCAUGAUGCUCACCAGCAUCGCCACCGAGUACUGGCACGUCUUCCUGGCCCAGGCCGUGAUGAUGGGGCUCGGCUUCGGCUGCCUGUACCUGCCCGCGCCGGCGGUCGUCUCCCAGUAUUUCCACCGGCGCACGGCGCUGGCCAUGGGCGUCUCAUCCCUUGGUGCUGCUCUCGGCGGCGUCAUCUAUCCGAUCGUCUUCGAGCAGCUACAGCCCCGCAUCGGCUUCGGCUGGGCCGUCCGUGUCAUCGGCUUCAUCAUCCUGGGGACCAACACCGUCGCAACCGCGUGCAUGCGCUCGAGGGCCCCGCCGUCGGCAGCAGCGUGGAGCAUAGUCGACCGCGCCGCGCUCACGGAUGCCCCCUACCUCCUGCUCAACCUGGGCCUCGCCCUCGGUUUCAUGGGGCUGUACAUCGUCCUCUACUACAUCCAGCUCUUCGCCCUCGACCGCACCGACGUCUCGCCGGGCCUCUCGAGGUACCUCCUCGUCGUCAUCAACGGGUGUUCGAUCCUCGGCCGGACGGUGCCGGGGUACUACGCGGACAAGAUCGGCUCCAUCAACGUGCAGACCAUGGCGGCUUUUCUCAGCGCCGUCCUGACUUUCUGUCUCUUGGCCAUCCGUACCGCGCCCGGUCUUGUUGUUUACUGCGUCCUGAUCGGCGUCUGCGCGGGGACCUUCAUGGGCCUCCCCGCCGCGGGCGUCGUCAGCCUCUCUGCGGACAAGAGCAAGAUCGGGACCAGGCUGGGGAUGACGCUUGCUACGGUGGGCGUCGGCGUGCUGGUCAGCAACCCGAUCGCGGGGGCAAUAGUGGGUAGAGGCCGAGACUGGGUGGGGCUGGUGUGUUGGUGUGGGGCAUUGAUGGCUGCAUCGACGCUGGCGUUGGUGGCGAGCAGGGUCGUCAAGGUUGGGCCGGGUCUCAGUAAAGUGCUAUGA